Meloidogyne enterolobii is the source of this 1367-nucleotide messenger RNA. The record is from the annotation of a GenBank genome assembly. Lineage: Eukaryota; Metazoa; Nematoda; Chromadorea; Rhabditida; Meloidogynidae.
GGAGACAUGAGAGCGAUAGUGAAAAUCUUUUUUGUUAUUCUGUUAGUCUUUAUAUUUUGCCAAAAUACAUGAGAUUUUACUCUUUUAUUGUAAAGAAUUGGUUUGGGAAAUACGGGCGACUUGUCAGCUGUCUUUGUUACCUCGAUUUCCUUCUUUAAUUCUUUGUUAAAUUUGAAUUUAUUUUUAUUUGGCAUUCUAUUUUUAUUUUUUUGGCGUUCUGUUUAGUUCUUUAAUUUAAUUCAAAAAUAUUUGGCGUCUAUUUUUUUGUUCUUCCCCUUAUUUUUUGUUUUAAUUUUAUCAAUUUUACCUCAUUUUCAUCAAUUUUUUCCUAUAAUUUUAUAAUUUUCUUUACUUUUUCUAGACAAAUUUGCGAGUUUUCUCAAAAUAAAUUCAAAGAAAUGUCAGCAAGUACAACAAAAACUACUGAAGACAAUUUCCGUUAUGUUCAAAAAGCAGCAAAAUCUAUUGAUGAUAUUGAAAAACGCUUUGUUUUUGUUUACAGACAAAUCUUAACUUUUGAGGAAUGUAUGGAAGAAGGGCCAAAAAAGAACCAAACAGUAAAAAUGCUUGUUACUUGGGCUUUAAAUGAAUUUGGUGGUGGUUACAAAUCUGAUAAAAGAAUGCUUGAUUUGUGGAAAUUGAUGGGCAAAUAUAGCAAUACUAUUGGAAUGGAUGGUGUUCUUGAAAAUGUUCAUCGCCUUGGAUUUUUCAAAAAUGUUCCUGAUUUUUAUAUUAUGUGGGCAGAUCAUUUGGGUGCUAAAGAAAAUAAAGAGCAUUUUGAUAAGAUGAUUCAAAUUUGUGAGGAAAAUUGCAACUUAAGUUCAUGCGAAACUCGGGAGCUUUUCAGCCCACUAAUUAAAAAAUAUUUCCCUGAUGAUUGUUAUGAAGAAGAGAACAAAACUAUCGAUUUUAUUAAAAUGUUGGCGGAUGAUUCAGACAAUGUUCGACCUGAAUUGACACUUUUUCAAAAAUUUGAUUAUGAGAAAUCAGUCUCUUCAUCUUCUUCCUUAUUGCCUCAACAACCUCCUCCAUCACCUGUUGUCGAAACAUCUGCUCCUGCUGUUGCUGUUAAACCUUUGGACGUUUUGAAAGAUAUUACGACGAUUACUAAAGAAGUUUUGCCACCUCCAGUUCAAGUUAAACAGUUGAAGGUUUUGGAUAAUAUUCCAGUUGUAACGAAAGAACUUUUGCCGCCACCAUCUCCUGUUAAACCUUUCAAUUUUUUGGAAGAUAGUCCUGAUGCAACGAAAGAAAUUUUGCAUCCAUCACCACCUCCUACUAUUUCGAAUACACCUGGUCGUAAAUUUUUGGAUAAAAAUAUUGAGAUGAGUUAUCAAGACAAUUUACAGAAGGUUUUAAAAUUUUGA